Messenger RNA from Paramecium tetraurelia, 1377 nucleotides. RefSeq lists its product as uncharacterized. Gene Ontology annotation, cellular component: cytoplasm; nucleus. The transcript is spliced from 9 exons. Gene Ontology annotation, biological process: peptidyl-serine phosphorylation; intracellular signal transduction; protein autophosphorylation. Gene Ontology annotation, molecular function: ATP binding; calcium/calmodulin-dependent protein kinase activity; calcium-dependent protein serine/threonine kinase activity. NCBI's taxonomy places the organism in Eukaryota, Ciliophora, Oligohymenophorea, Peniculida, Parameciidae. The record is from RefSeq and is a predicted model, not a curated record.
AUGGAUCAAGAGGUCUUUCUGAAAAAAUAAUGGUUUAUUAUGACACAUGAGGGAAAAAUUGAAUAAUUUUAUGAUAUCAAUUUAAAAAAGGUGAUUGGAUCAGGAACUUAUGGAAGUGUGGUGAAGGCAACGCUGAAGGGCACUAAGAAUUAGAGAGCCGUGAAAGUGAUCCCUAAAAGCAAGGUGAAAAACCCUGAUCGUUUCAAAAAAGAAAUUGAUAUAUUGAGAUAAUUAGAUCAUCCUAAUAUCAUAAAAUUAUAUGAAACUUUCGAGGAUCAAAGAAAUGUGUAUUUGGUGAUGGAAUUAUGUGAAGGUGGAGAAUUGUUUGAUCGCAUAAUGGACAAAGGAUACUUCAGUGAAGCCGAGGCUCAUGAAAUCUUUCUUUAGAUAAUGCAAGCCUUGAAUUAUUGCCAUACAAAUGGUAUAUGCCAUAGAGAUCUUAAACCUGAAAACUUCUUGUUCUUGACAAAGGCUGAUGAUUCUCCAAUCAAAGUAAUUGAUUUUGGAUUGAGCACAUUGUUUGAAGAUCCAAUUAUCACAAUGAAAACCAAGGCUGGAACCCCAUACUACAUUUCACCUGAAGUCUUGAAGGGAAGUUAUGAUGAAUCUUGUGACAUUUGGAGUGCAGGAGUCAUUCUCUACAUCCUCUUAUCUGGAGUGCCUCCCUUUUACGGUGACAGUGAUCCUGAAAUAUUGGAUGCAGUACAAAAGGGAGAAUACACAUUUGAAAUACCUGAGUUGAAAUCAGUCAGUGAAUCAGCCAAGGAUUUGAUUUCUCAUAUGAUAACAACACCAGAAAAGAGAUACAAGGCAUCCCAAGUUAUCUAACAUAAAUGGAUGAAGGAUGGCAGCAAAAAUACUAAAUAGUUGAAACUAAACUUUGGACAAUUGAAAAACUUCAAUGGUAGCAAUAAACUCAAAAAAGUGGCUCUAACAUUCAUAGCUUCUCAAUUGAACGAGUAGGAAAUUGCUGAUUUGGGAAAAUUAUUCAAAUAAUUGGAUAAGAAUGGGGAUGGAGUACUAACCAUAGAUGAACUAAGAGAAGGCUUAAUUGGAAUGAGUGAUGUGUAGGCUAAGGAAUUAGGAAAUAUCAUAAAGAGCAUAGACACUGAUGGGAAUGGAACUAUUAAUUAUACAGAGUUCUUGGCAGCUACGAUGGAGAAGAGAAACUAUACUAGGCAUUUUAAGAUGUUGGAUUUAGAUGGAAGUGGAAAGAUUGAUAAGCAUGAGUUGUAGACUGUGUUAGGAAAAAGUGAGAAAAUUAUAGAUGAAAAAUAUUGGGAUGAUAUGAUAAAGGAGGCAGAUAAGAAUGGGGAUGGAGAGAUCGAUUAUAACGAGUUUAUUGAGAUGAUGGACAAGUUUAGUUUAAUAAAUUGA